AUGUCCCACAAAGACCGUGACGGGGAAUAUGACGAGAGAUUGAGCGAAAAGCGAAAUCAUGUUCGUCGUGAGAAGACCCCCGAAAAAUUACACAAAUCAAGGAGCUCCAAAACAAAGACAACUAAUUCUGAUACUGCUGCAUCCGUUAAAACGAGAAGAAGAAAGGUUAGUGGAGAGAGCGAUAGAAAAAUUCUAGAAAGUUCGGAGCCGUUAUCAACCAUUGAAGAUAUAGUUCCAGAGCUGUCGCGUGCACAUUCCCGUUGCAGUCUACCAUAUCCAACGUUCAAUCGAGCCUAUAGUAGACAGUCGGUUCGUGCUACCGGUGACGAAGCAGAAUUGCCUGCUGUUAAACCUCCGAUAACCCCAAACCCCACCGACUUGGGCUCGGGUGAAAAAUCAAAGUCCAAGUUGGAAGGUCACGUAAAAAAUAACAGUAAAAAUGAAAUGCCUCCAAGCCCCCCCGAAACAGAUGUUUCCGAGGAAAAUAAAGACGUGGAUCAUCAAAGUCAGGCCCAAAAUGAUUCAGGUAGAGCGGAAAAAAGUGCAUCAAAAAUAUCUCUCACCUCUCAAACCUCAAAGCGAGAUGCAAAUUCAAGACUGUCAGCCUCUUCCAAAGUCUCAGAUAACAGCUCUUGCGUCAAGCAAUCAGUGCCAGUCAGCGAAAAUGAUAAAGAUGUUAAAUCGCGGGAGUCAAAACCAGCAGCAGCAGCAGAAAAUUUAAGCAACACAUCGGCCGCAUCUCUGGGAUCGCACUCCGUUGAAGAAAAAAUAAAAGAAUCACCCGCGGAAGAAAAUUCCUCUGUUAGUACGCACCAGUCAUCAAACCCAUCCCAUAACUUCACUGUACCAUCUACAAAAUCUGUUUCAUCUCAGUUCAUCCAGCAUGACGCCCCAACAGCAGCAAGUAAAAUCGAUUCAUCCCAAAGUAUACCAUCAUUUCUUCCAUCUGAUCUGGCGGUAAAAGCUCCAUGCGUUGAUUACCUUAUGCGGAAUGGGGGCCUAGCGCGAUCAGUUCCAAAAUCGCUUAUUGCACCUGUGUCCAAAAGUACGUCGCAACAAAGUACAAGGCAACCACCAUUAGUGCCGAUAUCAGUUGACCGAAUUUUCAGCUCAUGUUUUAGUCUUUUAGAACAAUAUGAGACAGUACUAAGUAAAAACGGAUCACUAGCUGUAGCGACUGGCUAUCGAUCAGUAGCUCGAAGAUUGCUUGACAGGUUGGAGGUCAUCAUGGGCAGAGAUCUUUCGACUGAGGGAUGCAAAUGUAUCAUGUGUCAACAUCCAGACCUAGCUCCAGCUGAAAAGCCCAAGGGUCUGGGCUGGGGAGAAGUUCUAGAGUGGAGUGCAGGUCGCAAGGAGUUGCCCUCAUGGCCAGCUUUUAAUCUUGCUUUGCUCGGUGUCAAACCUGUAGACUGCCUGGAUCUAUCGCAACAAUAUCCUGCGAGACCGGGAUCGCCAGUAAAAAUUGACCCCGAUGUCGCCGAAGAAUUACGGGAACAGUACCUAUUGCAGUCGAAAAAAACCAAACUUGCCGUCGACAGAUGGCUUUCAAGCUGUUCGACAACUACCUCCACGCCACCACUGGAGGUUGAUGAUGAGACGCUUUCAUUUGCUAUUCUUACCCAUCUAGACAGCCAUGAGCGACCUAUAUUUAAUGCUUUGAUUACUGGCUCCACAACAUUACAGACUACGAUGCGUGUAUCGAGUCAGUCACGUAAAUCGCGAUCAGAAUUAAUCAUGAAAACUGUUCAGUCGCUACAAAGGCUAUACCGACUUCCCGCUCCACCACGAGAUCCAGAGGCAGCAAUAUUUCUUCUCAAAAAUCCAAAAUUACAUCCACUCCUAGCAACUAUGGCUGGUAUAAGUUCGCACGAAUGGGAAAUACUUACAUCAGGCAGGUUUGACGGCUUCCUCUGGUCUGGCGCAGAUUCUGACGCUCAAACAUCCUUGCCCCCUUCGUACCGAGGCUCUUCAAUGUCCCCUUCACCCGGGCUGAUGUCAAGAAAUCAGACCCCAUCGUUAACGGGCUCAAGGGGGAACUCAUCCAUAGGUUCGCCAACGACAGUAAGAGCUCGCCGACCAGUGUUAAAUGAUGAGGAGACUGAGAUCGAAGUCGUAGCCGAAGUAGAGCGGGAGAUCUACUUGGGGAUGGAAGCACUUGAAGAAGCAUUCGAGAAUCUCCACCGAAAAGCUGAGCACGUACGUCGAGGUCUACGGGAGCGCGGAGCUGGUCUCACCAUAUCACUCCGAUCGCGCCGCCUGGCGCAGCCCGCCAAUAUAAAUCCCAACCAGGAUGAUUUUUCCGGAUCAGACCUCAGCCCAGGAUACGAAAGGCGUGGCUGGAGUGAACGUAGUAAUAUCUUAAGUGAGUGCGAAUGGGACCAUUGUGACGAGUUUAGCGAGUUAGCACCGGAUGAUAGUGCAAGUAACAUAAGUAGUUCGCGACAUCGACGUCCUAAGCGUCGAAACGAAAGAAAUAAGCCGGCUCGUAUUGAAGAGGAAAACGAAGAUUGA
Blumeria graminis f. sp. triticale is the source of this 2511-nucleotide messenger RNA. NCBI's taxonomy places the organism in Eukaryota, Fungi, Ascomycota, Leotiomycetes, Helotiales, Erysiphaceae. The record is from the annotation of a GenBank genome assembly.